This is a messenger RNA of Fundulus heteroclitus (mummichog), 7634 nucleotides long. RefSeq lists its product as uncharacterized. Lineage: Eukaryota; Metazoa; Chordata; Actinopteri; Cyprinodontiformes; Fundulidae. The record is from RefSeq and is a predicted model, not a curated record. Gene Ontology annotation, cellular component: perinuclear region of cytoplasm. The coding region runs from base 165 to 3239 and encodes 1024 amino acids. The transcript has 23 exons.
CUGACACCAUGUGGGUUGUGUGUUAGGAAAUGCUUCACUGCUGGCCUGACAACAGCUGAGAAACUGCCCUUGAAAACAGAAAAAGUCUUACUUCAUAAGGGACAGGGUUCACUGUUGCAGAGCGAUCGCAGCCAGCCUGUGUUGAUCUUUGGCCAUUUGUGGAGAUGGACACCUUUGGCAACAAGUUACAGCAGAAGGCUCUGCAGCAACCUAAGCAGAAGAAAUCCAAGUCGGCUGAAUUUCUGAUGGGGAGUGAGGAGAGAGCUGCUGUUGUGGGCAUAGAAAAUCCUGCGUUCAAUGGAGAAGGAAGCGCCGCGCUUUCCAAUUCUCCGACUUGGCUUGGGAGAAAAAUGCGAGGUGACAGGCCAGAUAGCACCCUUGCAGCUCACCAAAAAAAAUCGGAGCUGCAAGCCCCUGCCAGAGAAAGAGGAAAUGAACGUGUUCGAAAUUACUUUGACCUGCCAUUGCCAGAACAGACAGACCCAAGGCAAUGCGGGAUGGCCGGGGUCAGCGCCGAAGAUGAGCUGGAAUUAAAAAUACUGAAUGCAGAUGAAAGCCGACUGUAUGAAAGAAUGACUGCACUGCUGGAUGAAGAUGAAACAUUUAUAGACAUACCUGGUACGAUGCAAGCCUCGAGGGAUGAGGAGGUGUUGGAGGUGAAGGCGGGUGAUCCGGUGCUUCAGCGGCGACUGCUGCUCCACAGUGGUGGUGGUGGUGGUGACGCCUCGGGCUCUGGGCCCUCCCAGGCCCAUACCAUUGCCAAAGCACAGGCAGAGUGUAGUUCUUGGCUGGGAGGAGAGGCUGGACUCCAAGCAGCCAGAGCAGCUGAGGAAGUGAUCCCCUGCUACGCCCAGCAGCUGAGGGAACGCGUGCGGCCUGACAUGAUCACGCUUGGCAGCCUUUCACUGCAGCAGCAACCAGAUCAGAAGGGAGUCCAGGAACGGAGUGAGUGGGCAAAGAGAAAAGGAAGACUACUGGCCUUCUUCACUGGCAAUGUCGAGGAACCCAGCUCACAAAGAGACUGUGAUGAAGCACCGAGACCCCAGCCCAGGCUGAACACACUGUUUCAUUGCAAAAACCUCGACAGCCUGUCACUCAGAGCGCUCGGGGAAGGCCGAGAAGAAGCGGCAUCCAAAGAGCUCCCACAGUCCUCCUCUUCAGCGUCCCGGCCCUCGUGGCAGAGCUUGCCUGCUGCCUCUGACAUCAGCCCCAACAUCGUCUUGGUAUUCCAGUUGAUCAGCCUACCUGGACAUGGUGGCCAUUUCAGCUCUGUGCUGGCCUGGGGAGUAUUUCCUGUAUGUGGCCUGAGCCUAAGUCUGGUCCAGGGCAGAUUCAAAACACCGCUGAUCAGGGGGGAGCCCAACCCACGACUGGACCAGUUUAAAAAAAUUGAGGCUAUCAUCUCCUCCGAUCUAGACCACUGGCUGUGCAACCUGUAUUUUCAGGUAAAGAAACUUCAACCUGGAACAUCUGAAGGGACAGGGCCCUUUGUCGCACCAUCAAUGUCCCUCUCUCACCCUAAAAUCUUACCCAAACCUGAGGAUCAUCAUGAUCUGACCCUUGCACAGCUGCCCCUCCAACCCCAGCCCGCAUCCCAUUCGCGCCUAUGCCCUCGACCCCUUCUUCUUCAGUCCCAGCAGCACCUGUAUGCGGGCUCCAGCUGCAGAGCAGGAGAGUCCUCCAUGGCGCACUCUCACCAGGGUUCUCCUCUCCAUCGAUCAGCUCAUUCUGCUUGCUCUUCUUCAUCUCUGCCAGGGAAGAAUGACUCCCCAGAAGUAUUUUCAGGAAGUGCUGCGGAGAAGACUGAUCCAUGUCGGGAGAAAGCAGACGGUGGCUUCCAGUGCAAGAAGAAGCCAAUCAAGAAGACAAAUAGCUGCGGCCCCAGCGUGAGCGGCAGAAGCGUGCCGCCUCUGCAGGCAGACAAACAGAAGAUGCAGCCUUCACUGGAGAACCUCUCCAUGGAGGAGAUGGAGGGAUAUACUUUCUUUUUACAAUCAGCACCGAGUGCACCGAGAUUGUGUCUCCCGCGGCUGUCCGACCGAGCUCGACUGGCCCUGCGCAUGCUACCGUCCGAGCUGGGCCUGCCGUUGUCGUGGCAACAGCAGCAACGGCACAGACGCUGGCAUGACUCUGUUCAGCAGCUCGGCCUCAUUAUUCUGCUGCUAGCUUUGAUGUGGUUUGUGAGGCUUUACCUGCAUUACUGCAGCCAGUGGCUCUACCUCCAGGCCAUUGCGGUUCCUGUCAACAAAUUUCACUUCCAUGCACACACAGUGGAUCUCAUCUACCAGAGCUCUUUGCUCCACACCCGAGAGGAGCUGGCAAUGGUGGUGGUGGGUCCCCUGACCUUGAACGCUGUAACGUUCCUGCUGGUUCUGAUCAGAUGGGGCUGUCAACUGAUAUUUGGCUCACUCCCUUCCUUCACGUCAAAUUUUAUCAUGGCUCAGGGAGUGUGGACAGUCCUCGACCCCCUGGCAGUCUUUGCUGUGGACGCCGUCCUCGGGCGUCUGGCCUACAGCCCCAACACACCAGUAGGGGAUGCGGCCAAACUUUACUGGCACUUCUAUCGGGCUGAUGGAUCAGGUGCAGCAGGAGUGAUAAUCACUCUGUUCCUUUACGCAGUCCACUUCCUUCUCUCCAUCACGAUUCUCACUAUUUACCUGCUCAGAUUCCACAACAAUGGUCGCAUGCUGGAUGUCUACCAGCGACUCACUGCCAAAGAGGGCGGGUAUUUCCUGCCUGAAGACCUUGAGCUGUCCAAUCAGGAACUCAGCUACAUUGUCAAAAAGGCAGAGCAGUGGAGAGGCUUCAGUGGAGAAAGGCGUAAGGUGGCGGUUUAUGACUAUAUCUGGACAGCAGAGGACUCUCUCUCAAGCUUCGCCGGCCCCAGUGAUGAGCCUCACGCUGAGGGUGGGUCGCCACCGGAGAGGGAGACCAGCACUCAUGUCGUCAUCCAUACACUGUACCUGAGCGGGCUGAGACAAAGAUACCGACACUUCCUUCGGCAACCCGAUGGGGCUAUCACCGAGGUGAUUGGUGAAUUACAGGGAUUGGACAACGCAAGCAAGGAGGUGCCUUGCCUGGAUCAGAGCUCUUCCAGUCAAAGAGACGACAGGGGAUGUGCAAGUGUUUCCCUCCAGCUACGGAAACGAAAGAAACUGUUUGGCAGGUCCAAUCGUGUGGAGCCAAUAGCAGGAAGUGGAUGUGGCUCAAGUUUUGCACUGCAAGACCUCGCUCAGUAAUAACAUGGACCAGGUGAAGAGUUCCUGUGUGCUGGAUAACACACUGGCCAAUGACUUCUUGGACACUGCGGUCUCUGUUUUUCUAGCAACAGCUAUUUUAUGGCAACAAAAUGUUACACCGCUAGACUAAUCCUAGCAUGUUUACUCUGUGUUUUUUGUAUGACUUGCUGAUAAUUUGGUUCGUAGCGUAUUUUGUUUUGGACACAGAUGAGGAGGAGAUUGAAGACGCCAAUACAAGCUGUCUUUAAUGCAGAGGACAUGGUGAAGGCCAGAAAACACUAAGAUUUGUUGAGGAAAACCAAUAUUUAUUAAAUCAACAAAAUUGUGUGCACAGUUUAAAACUGGCUGCAUGAAUUGUGACUAAAUGCUAUAUGCUUUAUGUCGUAUAUCAUAUGCUAUUCCUCAAACUAUACGAAUGCAGCCUACAAAAUCACAGAUAGUACCUCAACAAUUGGUAUUUGCAGCUGAGGUCUCUCAGGCAUCCCAACAGAGAUGAUUUAAUUGUCCUGUGUUCCAGAUUAUUUGGGAUCAAAUGUUGGAACGCCUAUUGAAAACAUAAAAGCAAGUGCAAAGCUUGCUAAGACUUUCUUUAGCACAUUCCCUAACUGUAAGCAAACACUGCGGUGCUGUCGGGUGCAACGUUUUGUCUCUGAGACCCUAUGCAGACAAACAUAAGAACCGGUGAGUCAUCUGUGACCUCACAGCGUCAAUAAACACUUUGACAACUCCGUAACGAACGCAGCUUGUCAGAUGUCCUACACUGCCUCAACAGAAUGAAAUAUGAAGAAAUAUAAAGUCACUAAUCAGAAGACAAGUGAUAAAAUAUCAAUUUUGGCCUCACAUUAAACAGGAUAAUUUUCAGGCCAGCUUGAUUUGUAUUGAAUAUGUGUCUGCUGGCCGGUGCUUAGUGUAAUGAACUGGCUCACAAAUCAGGCUGUAAUGGCCGCCUACUUACACAUAUUGCUUAAUUAAAGGUUGUGAGCUUAUUAGCAUGUGUCUCUGGUGCAGGGUGCAGGAUGAUAGGGAGCACGACUGAUGUCGUUCAGAGCCUUUUAUGGAUGGCUAACCUAUCAUACUAAAGCCAUCGCCCCUCUAAAAUCUGAUCUUAAUAACCUGUCAUUUUCAUUGAUGAUGAUUUCCCCUUUAUGGGCGGCCAUUAUGGAUCAAGUUCUGGGUCUUGGCGAAUGGUCAUAGAGGCCGUUUGUGCUUAUCAUCAUCAAGGAUAUGCCUUCCUUUGGCCUUGAAGUUGCAGCUCACCUCCAUGUUUAAACCAUCAUAGUGAUGCCCCUGGGGUGCCAGGGACAGUGCAUAUGGACACACACACACACGCACUCACAUACAUUGGAUAUCUAUUCCAGUGCAAAUCACAGUUAGGCCUCUGCAGCAUUAAAAGAGAAAACGAGGCCAAAAAAAAUGCCUUCAUUUACAGUGCAUUUCUGCCUUCACAUCUUUUUUUUCUCCACGUUACAACUGGAUUUAGAUCUGAAAUUUAACACACCUUGCUAUGAUCUAAAAUACCCAGCAAUAGCUCUGGCUUUCAUGUCUGGGUCGCUGUCCUGCUGGAAGGUGAACCUCGGCCUUCCCAGUCCUUUGCAGCCUAAGUUAUAAUUAUUGUUUGUAUUUUGUUCCAGGAAUAGGAUGCACUUUAAUCAGCAUCCUUGGCUGAAAAAAAAAAAAAAAAAAGCGUGUCCACAGCAUAAUGCUGCCAACACCAGGUCUCACUGUUGGGAUGGUGGAUUCAGGUUCAUUUGCAGCUAUUUUUAGCGACACCCGGCGUUCGUUACUCUUUCGUAUAAAAUUUGAACAGAAUACAUUGAGGUUUGCGGUUGUACCAUAACAAAAAUAUGACGGUUAAAUGAAACGAACACUCGUCUAAGGAGCUUUACAGAAAACGCUGCGUUCUCGCUACACCUCCAUCCCACACUAAAAUAUGCUUGUGAAAUAAUUACAUUUGGCUCAUUCUGGAGAACAUUUAGCAUUAGCAAGAUGUAUUUUUACUGCGUCAUGUCCUCUUGUCUGUUUGACACUAGCCAGAGCCUAAAUAGCUAAUUAGAGAUCCCUCUAUUAAAAGUGACAGUGCUACCCCCCACCCUCAAUUCAAUCACUCCUCUAAUGAACAUUAAGCAGAAAUGCUGUCUUUCAGAGAUGACAUGAAGACAUCUAUUUCUCUAAAUAAUCUACCUUGCUGGUUGAAUUUCCUGAAGUUGUCUGCUUAUUUUUUUUUACGUCACGUUCCUUUUAUAUGAACGGGCAAUAUGAUGGUCUUUAAUUAAGCAGCACUACAAAACUAUUUGAUUGCUGUAUUCAUUUUUUAUAAUGUUCUUUUAUGUAAAGCUGUAAAGUUUGAUGUUUUAUCCCCUCUGCUUUUGUUCUCAUUUGAUGUUUUCUGAGAGAAUCAUCAUCUUUCUUCAUUUCGUGAUCAUCAAAACAAUGCCCCCAAUGCAACCGUUCAGACCCAGAGAAGCACAGGUACAAAAGGGGGCCAAAGGUAAUUCACAGGUUCAAAUAUUUGAUUGUUAAUGACAAACACCACUUCGGUGCAAUUUAAAUUUCAAAUUGAUCCCUGGGAGAAAUUAUUUCUGAGGGAGAGAGAAAACACGCCGCUAGGUCUGCGCGCCGCACAUUUGCUGAUUUAAGUUAAAAGAAAACCUUUUUGCAAGCGCUAUCAUAAGGGAGCUGCAACUUUUUGAAGUAGGUGCCCGCAUCUGCUUGGAGCCAGCCCCAACCAGGGGAUCUUACUGGGGAAAAUAAAACAUAAAAAGAAAGAAAAAAAAUAACACUUUGACUAAUUCUAUAUUUAUGUAGCCCUCAGCUGGAGGUGUUCACAUAAAAGUUUGCAUUCUGAAGUGCUACGGUGAUCGUUACGCUCCUUUCUCAUUGAGAUCGGCGACUCUCCGAGCAAGGUUGGCAGCUCCCGCUCAGACUGAUUCAGUUGAAUUAAAGUUGCAGAGCUAAAUAGAAGGGGUUCAAAUUAUUACUUUUCAUCCUUUUUUCUUCUCUUAUUAUUUAUUUCAAACCUUCUGUGAUUGUGUUUAAGGGCAAACAUUUCUCUUCUGUGUUUCCUUUGAUUGUAAAUGUUUUUUUUUUUUGCCAGCAUGUCAGUAUUUUCUAAUUUAUUCGACUUCAUUUAUUGGACUUUCCUAUUUGAAGUUGAAACAUACUGUAACUAUGCAUUGUGGGAACUUUUUUGAUCAAUGAAAAACCUUAGGGAAUUGUUUCUUACAAACAGGUCCUAAAAAUAUAUUAGUAUAGAUAAAUAAGGCUUAUGUCAGCCUUAAUAUUUAUUAAUAAUAUUUAUAAUUAAUUCUUUAUAAUAGCAACUUUUUUAUUUAGGGCAAAUUUGAAAACAUAAGGCCAAAAUAAUUUACUGGGAUAGAUCUUUAUCCUUUUUUGCUGUAGCACCACAUAAUGAGUAUAUUAUUUAUAUAGCUUAACAAGAAUUACAAAAAUAAAUUUAGAUUCCACAUCAGGUUUUUCUGUCAAAGCUGCAUUCUUCUCCACUGACCCUGAACUUGAUUUCCUGGUGCUUAAAUAAAAAAAAAAGAAGAAAAAAAAAACAUGCUGUCUAGCUGUGGUGAGCAACGAUGCUGACAUCAUACCAUAUUUCUGUGACAUCUGGAUAGAUGCUGCGUCCACCAACAUAUUUAUUUAUUUUUCAUCUUCCAGAGCUCUGUCAGGGAGGCAGAUGUCCUGCUCACAGGAAGAAGAAAAAAAAAAUUAUUUGCAGGGGAAAAAGGGGAGUGGGGGUGAGGGGACAAAAAUAUAUGAAUAUGCAAAUUCUGUCACAGUGUGGAACCUUGUAAUGAGUGGGAAAUGUUGUCGCCAUCUUUCAUUAUGCAGAGGUCAUUGCUUAAUGCCAGGCAGCUGGGCCGAGCUUCGUCUCUCGGAGGGGGCCCUCGCCCUCCCCGCAAACUCCCCCCGUUGUCUUGAAAAAGUACUUGAACCAAAUCAUUUUAGAAACACAGUUUGCAUGUUGCUUUUCUUGGACGAACAGCUGGUAGACACGACUGACUUUUGAGAAGAUUUCUUUUUAUGAAUAAAUGAUGAAAUUAGGUUUAAACUGGCAGAUGAUAUUUAUUUACCUGAACAGUCAAACUUACCUGCUUGUUUUUAUUAGCAACAAUGCUAGUAGCAUUGGCUGAUACCCUCCCUACAGUGUUUUCCAUCAUGCUGUAAGCAGGAGGAAUCAUGCUGCUGAGGUUAUGGUAGUUGCAAAAGAUAUGCAAAAGAUAAUUGUUGACUUUUCCCAUCGAACUUGAUAAAGCCUUGGUAGAUUUCUUAUUCAAAUGAAUUAAAAGCCUAAGUUUCAGCCUGCAAACCCUGCACAUACAUUCUUCAUAAAGGAUGCAUUUUGUGACUUACUUUAUGAUGGUUUAAAGUUUCUAAAAUGAUGUC